AUGGAUACCAUGAGACCCAAAUCAGCCUUCAACAACAACAACAACAAGCAGAGCAAAUUGGCUAGGACUUUCCACAAGGUCAUCAACCUCAGAAGCGCAACCAGCAAAAUUGCAUCCAACAAUGGCAUUUGCCUUCUCACAUCUCAGGCCAAAGUCAAGGAGGACCGUGAACAUUUCGAAAAGCAUAGGCAUUUGGACAAGAAGGAAGAAGAAUUCAAAGCCAGAAACAGAGCAGUCAUGGAAGCUCUGCUGGCCAAGCUCUUUGCUGGCAUCACUUCCAUCAAAGCUGCCUACGCAGAGCUCCAAAUGGCCCAAAACCCAUACAACGACGAAGCUAUUCAGAUGGCUGAUCAGUCCGUCGUCGACGAGCUCAAAGCCAUAUCAGAAUUGAAACGCAGCUUUUUGAAGAAAGAGCUCGAUCUCUCACCCCAGGUCACUCUAAUGCUUGCAGAGAUUCAAGAGCAGCAGGGGCUAAUGAAGACCUAUGAGAUCACCAUCAAGAAAUUGGAGUCUGAAGCUGAACACAAGGGCACAGACAUUUAUUCUCUCCAGAAAAAGCUUGAAGAUUGUGUCUCAUUCAACAAGUCCUUGGAAAACAAGCUAAACGCAAGUGGCUCUCUGUCUCUGUCCAUGUUCGAAAAUCUUCGGCUUUCGGUGCUCAACCCAACACAUUUUGUUCAGUUUCAGCAACACACUUUAAGAUCCAUAAGGAGCUUCGUGAGGCUGAUGAUCCGUGAAAUGGAAUCUGCAAACUGGGAUCUCGACACAGCCAUCAAAUUCAUCGAGCCAGACUCUAUUUUCGCAAAACAGAGCCAUAGUUGCUUUGCGUUCGAAUCAUUUGUGAGCAAAACCAUGCUUGAAGGCUUCAACAACCCAAACUUUGGGCUACCCAGUGAGUCCUUGCCCCUUAACAACAAAACCCAGCUUCUCUUUUUUGAGAAAUUCAAGAAACUCAUAUCAGUAAAUUCAAAAAACUUUCUUGCCCAGAACCCAAGUUCAUCGUUUUGUAAGUUCACUCGGGCCAAGUACCUUCAACUCGUUCACGCAAAGAUGGAGUGUUCUCUUUUUGGGAAUUUAAACCAGAGAAAGCUCCUAAGCACCGGUGGGGUUCCAGACUCUGCAUUUUUUGCGGCGUUUGCAGAAAUGUCGAUGCGGGUUUGGCUUUUGCAUUGCUUGGCAUUCUCAUUUGGUCAACAAGUUUCCAUCUUUCAGGUCAAGAAAGGCUCCAGAUUUUCAGAGGUGUACAUGGAGUCUGUGGCUCCGAACGAUGUCGAUACAGAGCCUUCAGUGAGUUUCACAGUUGUGCCAGGGUUCAAGAUUGGGAAGACGGUGAUACAGAGCCAGGUUUACUUGUCUCCAGUGACUGCUCCGGCAAGCUGA
This is a messenger RNA of Prunus armeniaca (apricot), 1380 nucleotides long. NCBI's taxonomy places the organism in Eukaryota, Viridiplantae, Streptophyta, Magnoliopsida, Rosales, Rosaceae. The record is from the annotation of a GenBank genome assembly.